Molecule: messenger RNA, 900 nt
Organism: Chlorella variabilis
Lineage: Eukaryota; Viridiplantae; Chlorophyta; Trebouxiophyceae; Chlorellales; Chlorellaceae
Product: expressed protein
Exons: 4
Coding region: 257-760 (167 amino acids)
Source: RefSeq, a predicted model, not a curated record
AUGGCCCGCUUCGCCCUCCUUCUGGUGUGCUGCCUGGCGGCCGCGAUCACCGUGCGCGGCGCCGAUCCCGAGGUCUGCAGCUCCGACGACUGGGAUAUCAUUGCCCUGCCGCCCGUGCGGGACACAGACGAGGCCGUUGCCUCCAACCAGCUGGCCCGUUUUGUAGCCAACACCAUCCGCCUGAAGCCGGACUGCAAGGUCCUGAAGAGCCGCACCAAGUUUGAGAAGGCGUGCAGCAUGGCGGUGGAGAAGGGCGAUGUGCUCGAGCGCGACGACACCAAGGCCAAGGCGACCGGCACCCUCUACGACAUGGUCAUCGUGUCCAGCGUCAAGUGCCCGAACGGCCACUACAAGGUCCGCUACGAGGCGCGCGGCAUUAAGCCCAAGUCCGGCAAGUCCACCAAGCUCAAGGGCAUGCAGACCCGCCUCAUCGAUGUCUUCGACUCCUACUUCGCCUAGGCACGCAGCUAAGGCCCCACCCCUUCAGCGCGUCGUCGCCACCCCCCCUUGCCAGCGGCAGCCCAAGCCUACGGCACUCUGCGGCCAUCGCCACCUCGCCCUAGAUCAGCUUGAAACCCGGCCCUGCACAGCACAUAGCAGGCAUGCCUUUUUGACGCGCGUCGAUAGCACAGCGGAACAGCAGCCCCCUGCCCCAAACUCAACGCAGCCCCUUGCACCCAACUCAAAAAACGCGAUCACUCCCCCCGCACUUGCACCCAAUUCCAGUUGUAUCGUUUAUUCGCUCGUCUUCUUUGGCUAGGACCCAUGUUGUAUCUCUUGCACACAUCCCAAUGCAUUGUGCAUUGAUUUUCCUGUCUGCCUCAUUACUGCACUGUCUUCCUCACUGUACUCUUGUGUUGACUCGAGCAAUCGCUGAGCGUGUAAUCGCGAAACAAACUC